UAAGCCUACUACAUUAGAGCUUACGUCGAUUAUCCUUCCUUAAACCCACUGACUUCUCACGUCGACUUCAGCCGAAUUUAGCUUUCGGGGUGGUGAACGUUGCUUCGGAAGACUUUCAGAGCUAGCCCCGCCCAGCCUAGGGUUUCUUCUUGAAGAAUAUUGAAUUCGAUUUCUUCUUUUUCGGUAACAAUGGAGCAAGCAGAAAUCGAAGCCCCCAAACCCUCAGAAACGCCUCUUUUCUCUUUCACUCGCUGUCGGUCACACCUCAAGAGUGAUACUUACACUACUCUUGUUCGAAUCCUAUCUCAUUGUUAUGAAAAUUCUCAGCUUCCUUCGGCUACUCAAGUUCUACAUCCGGAGCUAAAUUCAGAUUAUGGCAGUGAUGAAUUGGAGCAAGCGACUGGGAAAGAAGUCUGUGAGAGUUCUGAAUUGGUCGGUCCUAGUAGAAUGGAGCCCCCAAAGUUGGCAACUCAGAAAGAGACAGAAUCUGAUGAGAGUUCUGAAGUUAUUGGCGUCCAAGACCGAGGGUUCAGUGAUGCACAACAUGUGGGGAUAGAUGAGAAAGAGAGAAUAAUGGCUAUAGAAGAAAAUGAGGAUUUGUCAAAAUGUAUGGACAUGACCUUUGAUGAGAGCGCUGAUGGGAUUGGCCUCCAAGAUAGAAGAUUUUGUCCAGAAAAAUUUCUAAAGGGUGAAUUAGUGCAUAUCCUGACAGCCAAUACAGAGCCUGUAAAUGGAAAUAAUAUUAAACCCCCAACCGCAUCAUCGGAAAAAAACCAGGGCAGCAGUGAUAAUGCUAUAGUGAUGAAUACCAAAGCAGAACAUAUUGCAUGUCAGGACAUUCUUAUGGAGAGAGAUGAGAAUGAACAAAAGAAUACCGAUGCCUAUGAUUUGUUAUUAGAUAAGAACGUGAUUGGUGAAGUUCUAGAAUCUAUAGAGAGUGGUAAAGACAAGGGCUUAUCCUUGAAAACUAAUUCAUUUGAUAUAAAGUACGAAAUGCAGCAGAUGGACAUUGAAAUGGAGAAAUCAGUUUCUUCCAGCCAUGCAAUGAAUUUCCAUACUCCUAUUACCAAGAAUACAGAAAUUGAGAAGGGAAUAUACUCUAGUCAAAAUAUUUCUGAAGCCUUUGACUUGUCUUUAGAUAAAGAUAUGAUCGGCGAACCUCCAAAACGAAGUGAGAAUAUGGAUGAGGAAAGUUCCUUUCUGAAGACUGAUGUGGUACAGUCAGAGAAUGAAACCCCUCGGGCUCAGACACAAUUGGAGAAAUCAGUUCAUAGUAGCAACUCCUUAAAUUCUCCCAAUCAUAUGGCUGAAGAUGUAGACGUUGAAGAGGGAGAAAUUUCUGGUGACUAUGGAACAGAUGACAAGUCAUUGGAUAUGUUCUCGGAAGAUGCUAUAGUGUCAGGGGAGAAUAGUGUAGAUGGCGUGCAAGUAUCUCUAGAUGUAUCUGAUAAGAAAGAGUUCCACCACAAUGAACUGAAUGGUGCAAAAGGAAAAGCUAUUGAGUUCACUUCCUUUAAUGUGGACACCGUUGACAAUGCUAACAAUAGUAGAGAAGUUGAACCAGAGGAAUGCAAUGGAAACAAGAUGACACUUAGACCUGAAAUGAGUUUGCACCAAAAACCCAUGAAAGCUAAAAUGGCAGAUAUGCAUGACAUUCUGCUGGAGGAUGGAAAAAAUAGAAAGAAAGGUGGAGCCGAGGAGGGUGGUUGUCCUCCACCAACUUGUCCUAGUAAUCUAGAAUUGCAUGCACAGAUUUCACCAAAAAAUACAACUGAUUCCCACAGAAUCACAUCUACAGAGGAGCAACAUGCUAAUUCCUGCAAAAAGAAAAAGCGGGGCCCUCUUUCUAAAGAAAAGAAAGAAAAGAAAAAGCUAAAAGAACGAAAGAGACGAGCAGAAAAGAACAGAGAGCUCGGUGUUAAAAGGUUGAAACUAUAUCCAGUGUCAAAACCAAAAACUGUGACAUAUUGCCGCCAUUAUCUCAAGGGAAGGUGCCACCAGGGUGACAAGUGCCAGUUUUCACAUGAUACAGUACCAUUGACAAAAUCUACGCCCUGCAGUUAUUUUGCGCGCCACUCAUGCAUGAAAGGAGAUGACUGUCCAUUUGAUCAUCAGCUCUCGAAGUAUCCCUGUGACAAUUAUGUGAAAGGUUUCUGCAGCAGAGGUGAUGCUUGUAUGUUUUCCCACAAGAUACCAACCAAGGAAGAUUCCACAGCUCCUUCGAAUUAUUGCAAGCCUGAGUUGAAGGCUUCAUCCUCACUGGCUAAGAAAAAUAUUAAGAAGCAACUGAACAUUACGGGUAGCUCCGUGCAGAAUGAUGCCUUCUCCAACUCCACAGGGGCACAUCCUCCCACAAAUGUGAAGACUCUUGUGAAACCAUCUGCAGUUGCACCCAAACGAAUCAGCCGCCUCCUCACUGCUGAGAAAUCUCCAGUGGUCAAUUUUAGUAUGCUUACACAAGGAAGCUUCUCUCCAAGUAGCAAUGGGAGAGCCAAAGUUGGGAAUCUGGCAAUCUCGAGUGCAUCAGACACAUUUCAAAAAAUGGCUGAGAUUCCAAAUAGAACUUCACUGAGUGGGGUACCAAAGGGAAUAAACUUUCUCUCAUUUGGAAAAGCUCCAUUGGAUGAUUCUGUUGGUAAAAACAUGGCUAGCAUGCAUUCAAAUGGGGACAGUGCUUCCAAACUAACGUUGUUGGACAGUUUGAAUUUACCGAAACAAGAUUCUACUGGUCAGAGAAAGGCCAUCAGUCCUUCUGGUUGCGAUACUGUUAUUGAUAGAGCUGUUAUAGAGGGACAAGCUGCAUGUAGCAAAUAUCAAAACUCAAAUUCAAUCUCAUCAAGGCUGUUAGCUUCUGUAAUUGCUUCAAGUCAAUCUUCAGACACCUUAGCUUCUGUGAAUUAUAAAGAUGCACCAAACUCAGCCUGGAAGGCACUCUCAUUGACACAAUUUGCAGCAAAGUAUGGAUCAAAAAUGAAAAUGAACCAGUCUGCUAGUUCUCUCAGUCUCAGUACCGAGGUUGGUAAGGACACUAAUAGUAUUACGAUUAGGAGUUCCCAAAAUGAUUUGGCAAAAGCUUCAAAAAUUCUUGACUUCUUGUCUUGCGAGGGUAGUAAGACUAAGCUGUAAAGAGUAAAAUCCAGGUUGGUUGGGACUGUGGCUCCAAUGUCUGAUUGGCUUAAGUAAAGCGCAGAUUUAUUACCAAUAAAAAAAAAAAGUAAAGCAGUCCUGUCCUUCAGUGGCACAAUGUUGUAUUCAUGCAGCUUGUUUUCAGAAUCAGAUUGAUUAUGAUGGCUGCAUUGUGAAUGUGAGGUCCAUGAUUAUGAUCACUUGAGAUAUUUGCUUUGAAGGGACUCCAGAUGGGUUUUCUACAUUGAGAUUUUAUAUACUGAUUUAUUGAGAAGCCAGUUACAUGUGACUGUGGUCUUAAAACUGAGCUCCUGUUGGCUGUUGCUUGCAAAUGAUCCAAGUGCUUUUGGAUCUGACGAAGACCAGGAAAGCACCCAUGUUGAUUUUGUCUCCAUCCCGGGUAACUUAAAUUGAGUAUUAUUUGCGGCAUAUGGUUGUAGGAAGAGCUCUUGCCACUUGGUUUAGGUUUUGGAAAAGGCAUUGGAUUGGGUUAGAAGUUUGCCCUCUGUGGGACUCUCUGUGGUGUAUGUGGGGCCGACCUUAUUGAGCAUUUGCCUACACUGCUAUAGUGCUAUUAUCACGGAGAA
Juglans microcarpa x Juglans regia is the source of this 3713-nucleotide messenger RNA. Its product is annotated as zinc finger CCCH domain-containing protein 65. The coding region runs from base 190 to 3126 and encodes 978 amino acids. The record is from RefSeq and is a predicted model, not a curated record. NCBI's taxonomy places the organism in Eukaryota, Viridiplantae, Streptophyta, Magnoliopsida, Fagales, Juglandaceae. The transcript has 10 exons. Gene Ontology annotation, biological process: negative regulation of DNA-templated transcription. Gene Ontology annotation, molecular function: RNA binding; metal ion binding. Gene Ontology annotation, cellular component: nucleus.